Messenger RNA from Drosophila innubila, 2982 nucleotides. RefSeq names its product kinesin-like protein KIF23 (gene pav). Bases 154 to 2835 code for a protein of 893 amino acids. Gene Ontology annotation, biological process: microtubule-based movement. The record is from RefSeq and is a predicted model, not a curated record. Lineage: Eukaryota; Metazoa; Arthropoda; Insecta; Diptera; Drosophilidae. Gene Ontology annotation, molecular function: microtubule motor activity; ATP hydrolysis activity; ATP binding. Gene Ontology annotation, cellular component: kinesin complex; microtubule; nucleus. The transcript is spliced from 6 exons.
GGCAGCAUUUUUCCACCGGGUGGCAACGUCUGGCAGCGUGGCGUCGUUCUUGCGCCCUUGCGGUCAUUUAUUUGAAGCUAACGAAUCCUAAAACGAAAGCAAGUUAAAGAAAAUUAAAAGUGCUCAGCUGUAAACGAAAUACAAACUAACAAAAUGAAAGCAAUGGCUCGUACGCCGAUGCGCGUUCCGAAAACGCCGCGGUCAGCGCAGUCGCAGCAGGCGCAAAUGGAGAAGCGGCGAGAUUUGUCGGCGGGAAAAGCGCAGGAUCCGGUGAAUGUGUUUUGCCGCGUGCGUCCACUGCAAUCGGAUGCGGACUUGACGAGUAUGCGUGUCAAGAACUCGACAACAAUUGCCGUGAAUGCGCAGGAUCAGCUGCUGCAUCAAAACAAACAGAAUGGAGCACAGCGCGAGAUUCAGUACAUCUUUAAGCACGUCUUUCAGCCGGAUGCCACGCAACAGGAUGUGUUUGCAGCCGUUGCCCAGCCACUGGUGGAUAAUCUCGUGCGUGGCCGGAACAGUUUGCUCUUCACCUACGGCGUAACUGGGAGUGGCAAGACGUACACAAUGACGGGCAACUCGCGGCAUCGUGGUGUCAUGCCACGUUGCCUGGAUCUGCUCUUUCGCACCAUUGCCGACUACCAGGCCAAGAAGUUCGUCUUCAAGCCGGACAAACUGAACGGGUUUGAGAUCCUGUCCGAGGAGGAUGCGCUGCUCGAGCGUCAGCAUGAGAUGAAUCAACGCUUUGCCGGAGCGGGAAGAUUUGCAUUCCGUCGCAAGGAAUCGGAUCCGGAAAUCGCAUCACAGGCAUCCGUGGAGCCAACACCAUUGUCCGUGCUGGACGAGGACAACAUGUACUCCGUGUUUAUCACCUAUGUGGAGAUGUACAACAACAGCGUGUACGAUCUGCUGGAGGAUUCGGGCAUACAAAAAUCGUUGCAGUGUAAGAUCAUCCGCGAGGAUGCCAAUCAUCAGAUGUUCGUGCACGGCGUCACCGAAGUGGAGGUGAAGACGGUGGACGAGGCCCUCGAGGUGUUCCAGAUGGGACAGAAGCGCAAGCGGAUGGGCAACACGGUGCUCAAUGCGGAGUCGAGUCGCAGUCACUCCGUGUUCAACAUACGUCUCGUCCAGGCGCCCACCGAUUGCCAGGGUGAGCAUGUGGUGCAGGACAAGCACAACAUUACAGUGAGUCAACUCUCGCUGGUGGAUUUGGCGGGCAGUGAGAGAUCCUCGAGGACCAAGAACACCGGAGUACGGUUGCGGGAGGCGGGCAACAUCAACAACUCGCUGAUGACGCUGCGCACGUGUCUGGAAUACCUGCGGGAGAACCAACAGGUCAGUCCCAAUCCAGCGCCCAAGAAGAUUCCCUAUCGCGACUCGAAGAUCACGCACAUGUUCAAGAACUACUUUGAUGGCGAGGGUCAGGUGUCCAUGAUUGUGUGCAUCAAUCCGCGCAUGGAGGAUUACGAUGAGAAUAUGCAAGUGAUGAAGUUCGCCGAGAUGACACAGGAGGUGCAAAUAGCGCGUGCCACGCCCAUGAAACCAGAUCUCGGCCUGACACCAGGUCGUCGCAAGGCCAAUAAGCUGUUUAAGAUCGCUGUCAACAAUCUCAAUGAGCUGGGCAUCCCAGAGGCCAAGCAGCUGGAGGUGGAUGUGGGUCUGGUGUACAGCCUGGGAGCUGAUUUUCCCAACUAUCAAAUGGACAGUCCCGAGACGGAGUGCAAGAUCCAGGAGCUAAUGCAGUACUUGGAGCAGCGCAUCGAGAGACGCCGCAAACUGCGCGCCAACAUGGACAUUAAAUGUGACAACUUCCGGCAGCUGCUGAUGACUUUGGAUCGGGACAAUCUGCAGCUGCGCACGGAGCUGGCUUCCCUGAAGGCCGUCUAUAAACAGGAGCGGGAACGCAGCGCCGCUCUGGAGAACAAAGUUCGCAUCCACGAGAGCUCCAUUGAUGUGCUGAACAAUACGCUGAGCAAGCGGGAGCGACAGAUACAGGAGUUAAGCCACAAACUCAACGAGCAGGACCAACUGCUCUCGCAAAAGGAGCAGGAGAAGGAGAAGCAAAAGAAGAAGUUCAAUUCCAAGCUGGCCGUUGAGUCCGACAAGAAUAAGCGCGAGUUCGAUAUGAAGUUGCGGGAACAGCGGGCCAAGAUGCAGGAACGCAUGCGCAUUAAGGAUGAGAAGCUGCGCCUGGUCUCCAACAUACUGCAGUCGGAGGAUGUGCCCAGUCUGCCGCGUUCCCAGAGCUCAGAGGACUUGCUGAACGAGAAGGAACGCGGUGGCUUCACCGCACGCACGGAGUCCUCAGUGCCGCCAACGACGCGAACCGAACGCACCGAUAUCUACUGCACACCACGACAUGGCUUGGCAGCUGCCAAUAAUCGACAUCGACGCUCUCGAUCCGCCGGCGACAAGUGGCUGGAGCAUCGUGCUGCAAAUCCUGUGCCACUGGGCACCAUUAUGCAGCCGUAUCUGAAGAAUCGCAAGUCCGUAACGAAGCUGAUGGACAUGAAGGAACUGACGGGUCAUGGCACCACCAAAUAUUGCCUCGUCUCCCAGGAGGCGGACACCGAUGGCGAUGUGGAGACGAAACUGUACAAGGGCAAUGUGAUUCCCACCUGCGGUGGCGGUGCACAGGUUGUCUUCAAUGAUGUUGAAUGUCUACGGCAGAAAUCUCCCGUACAUUCGCCCACCCGUAAACGUCCGAGCAACAGCAAUUUAUCGGCAUCCGCCUUUGGUGGACAGUUGCCCAGCACUGGACUCACCUCCGUCCAGGAUGUCGCCUCGCGUUGCAAUCUCGGCAUCGAGGGACACAGCAACAAAAAGUCCAAAAUGUAAACACUCUCGAGUGUUUUCUCUUUUUCCAGUUAAUUACAUAUGUAUUAUACUCAAUCGCAUAACCGUUUAAUAAGUUGAAUCGCAAAUGAAGUGAUUUGUUUUAAGUUUACAAACUCAAUUAAAGAAGUCUAUAAUAUUCAAUUUCAA